Molecule: messenger RNA, 3948 nt
Organism: Culicoides brevitarsis
Lineage: Eukaryota; Metazoa; Arthropoda; Insecta; Diptera; Ceratopogonidae
Exons: 5
Coding region: 83-3529 (1148 amino acids)
Source: RefSeq, a predicted model, not a curated record
GUUUUGAUCUUAAAUUAAAUGAAAAUUUAGAAGGAAAAAAGGUCAAGAAUCGUUGAAAUUUGUUCCAUAAACCCAUCGAAUCAUGGCAAAAACCACUGCUGAGUUCGAAAUCGAGAAGCACAUCUUGCCGCUGGAAGUUCAGCUCUCCGACGGAACUCGAGGACGUGUUUUCAGUCGUGGCCCACGCAACGACAAGAACGUUUUCGUGUACACCUGUCACAUUUGCGGCAUCGAAAGUCUCACGGGCGAACAUUUUCUCCAAAGUCACAUCCAAGGCAAAAAGCAUCAGUCGAAAAUGGAGUUGCGAGUACACGACGCGACGCAAUUUCGCGCAUUAAAAGCCAAAAUUCAAAAGAUUCCGAUGAAUAUUGCGCCGGGAGAGCCUGUUCCGCCUGGAUUUGAGAACGAAGUGAAGCCCUUUGCAGCGUUACAAGCAACUUUGGAUAAAUUCAAACUCGCCCCGCUCGUCGGAUUGGAGUACAUAAUGGAACUUGUGCCCGAUGAAAUGGAUUCUGAAGCGGCAAAAACGAGUUAUCAUUGCAUUUUGUGCGACAAACGAGGAGAUCAGCACACAAUUAUGGCGCAUAUCACGAGUUACAAUCAUCGCACGAAAUAUUUGGAGAAACAUUUUCCGGGCGUCAUCAAGGAAAUCGGGCCAAUUCGUUUCAACAAAGAAGCCUCGAAGCUUCACGUCCCGCAGGAAAUUGUUGAACGCGUUUGCAAAAGCAUCGAAGACUAUCACGGGCGUUUGACGCCAAAUGUGCAUCCCGCGAAGGAUUACGAGCAGAACAAGAUGAAAUAUCUGCAAGAAGCGAUUUUCGACAAACAUUUCGACGAAAGAACGGGCCCGAAAUUUAUCGAUGCCGUCGAUCGAAAAGCCAUUGAGAAUUUUUUCAAGAAUUUAGACAACGGAAAUGGCUCGAAGGAGGUUUCGAUUGUCGAGCAAGCGUCAAAUUUGGGCAAAACCGAGUCCGUUAUCGAGUUGAGUGACGCCUCUUCUAUUUCCUCCGGGUCUCUUGGUCGAUCUAGAAGUCGCUCGCCCAACAGGAAACGGCGUCGGAAUGAUUCGCACACAACGAAUUCGCGGCGCAGAAGCGUUUCGCCAUUCAAUCGGAAACGAAGACCGUCGCCUGAGAGGAGAAUGCAUAAUAAGAGAAGUUCUCGUUCGCGAUCGCCACGGAGAGGAAGUCAGAAUCCACGCGUGAAAUUGGAUCAUUUGGGGUCGUUGAGUGAAAAAACGCCCUUUGACAAGCACAAAAGUAGCGAAGUUGCGAAUGUAGCUGCCGGGUUACAUGGAAAAAUGUCGGCAAAGUGUCGCGAUGAGAUUAAUAAGUCAGUUGAGUUGCUGAAAAGAUUGAAUAAGGAAUACCUCAAAAACCCCGAACGCCAUCCUGAAUACAACGACGAAUGGAAACGCUUCUGGAAUCGUCGCUUCAAAGAAGUCCAAAAGGAGGGAAAAGACCCUUCAAAAUACGACUUCAAACCCGAUUGGAUUGAAUAUUGGUCAGCUCGCAUGAAAGAACUCUUCGACGAGGACAUUGACCGAAAAAUCAAGGAAAUUCAGAAGAAACAUCGCUCCAAAAGUCCCUCGCCUGCCGUUUCACGAAGCUCUCGUUCGCAUCGCACAAACAGGAGUCGUUCCAGAGAUCGUCGAGGCGCAAAAAGAAGUCGAACGCGUUCCCUGAGUUCCUUAGAGAGUGUCGAUCUUGGCCGAAAACCAAGUAAGGGACGUUCUCGCAGCAAAAGCCGAAGUUAUGCCGAUUCUCACAAAGACCCGUAUAAAGAUGAUUUUUACGCGGCACCUUAUCCCGGUUACGAAAUGGACCCAUAUGGAGCUCCUUCAGGGUAUUAUCCGCCCGCAGCGUAUGGAGUUCCGCCGGCAGCGCCUUAUUAUAGCUCUGUGCCCAUCAAACCUGAGCUAAAAGUUGAAGAAGAAAAGGAAGAAGAGAGUAACGAACCAAUUACAUUCGUUUCAGUGCUUCGUUCAGUGUCUGCAGUUGAAGAAUAUCUCGGCGAAACGUUAGCUCCGAUGGUUUUAAAUCUCCUUUCGAAGGCUCUGAGCUUGGAAAAAGAGAAACCAAAUGCUGCCGAUGACUACAUGUUGACUUCUGAGCAUUGUGUGAUCCUGGAAACGGUCAAAGAAAAGCUGAAAGGAAAGCUAAAUGAGAAACUAAUUCGUGAAAAUGCUCAAAAAGCAACAAAAAAAGCGAUUAAAAACAUCGCCGAACUCAUUCACAUCUUUUCCUCGAAGAACAAGGAAAAAUCCGAGGAUGGCGGAAAAAAACGUCCCGCCGAAAUUGAAGCGCUUGCCACGAGAAUCAAAUCCGCGUUGAUCGUUCAAGGCAAAACUGACACCCCCGAUCCCGUAAUUGAUGAAAUUAUCAAAAUUUUCAUCGACAUGGCGAAGCAGCAUGACAACACGAAGCAAUUUACGACCAAAUAUUACUUAAUCAAGAACAAAUUUAUCGAUGUGGCUCCCUCGCAAAAAUCUUCGGGCGAAAAUUCGUACGAAAGUUUGUCAGAUUCCGACUUGAAAAUGUUGCUACAAAAUUUCAAAGCACUUUCGUCGAGUGAACAGCAACAUUUGAUCUCGUAUCUGAAGAAACUCGAGUCCACGGACAAAGAACGCGUCAAAAAAUUACGAACUUACGUGCAAAUGUACGAAGAUGAUGGCGACGAAGAGCUCGAUGAACCUCCCCCAGUAACUUCAAAACCCGAAAAUCCUUUGGCAAAGCUCAAAAUGGAAGAACCACAAGACCCGAGAUUAGCUGGAAUCACUUUAAACGCCCCGCAGAAGAAAUCUCUCGAUAUUUUCUUGUCUGACGACGAAGACGAUUACAACGACGAUGACUUGGUGAAGAGCACAAAGACAAAAAUUUCAACCGAAACGACAAAUUCCGAUGAAAAUACGAGUCAAAGUGCCCUAAAAGACGAUUCGCGUGACUCAAAUUCGCUUUUGAAUAAACUUUGCAACCCCGACACGCAAAAUAUUAUCGCGAAUUUGAUGGGAUCGUUACAACAAUCGAUCAAUACCGUGCAGCAAAGUCAACAAGCGGCACAACCAGCUCCCGUCGCAAAGCCAUCCAUCACGGGAUACAAUCAGUAUGUGGCAAAAAGUACAAUUCAAGGGGCCCGAACUGCCCAAAAUCCAUCGACAAAUGUUCAGAGAGCGCCAAAUACGCAACAACCGACGCCGCCGCAGCAACAAACACCUCAGCAAAACUUUUCAUUCCAGGGACAAACGCAAAAUUCGCUCUUUCCCAUUAACCAAAUGUACCCUUUUAUGCAACAAAUGGGAAAUUACGGACAAUUUAACCAGCAGCAGCAGCAACAACCGCAAGUAAAUGCCGUAAAUAACGGAAAUCCGUCGCAGCAAAGACCAACGGGACACACUUCGUACGUUCGAACAGGAAAUCAACAAAUAAAUCCGUGGCAAGUGAACAUGAAUCAGCAACAAAACCAACAAAAUCAGCAAAACCAGUCGAAUAACCGAACGAGCCAACCUUUUUAUCAAUAUUAUCAAAACUAAAAAAUGAUAAUUUUUCGUAAAAAAAAUUGAAAAAAAUGUGAAAAGUGACUUUUUAUCAUGAAAUUUGAUACAAAAGUGAUCAAAACUAAUUUAAGGCGCUUAUUUUUAUAAAAAUAAUAUUAAAUUUAUUUCUUUUUUUUGUUAUUCUUGUAUGAAUAGCUUCUAAACUACUAACUGUAUUCCACAAAUUAAAGUUUUUAAUUUUAUUUGAAAAAAAUUACGGGAGGACGAAAUUCAAAGAUGAAAAGAAGUGACAGCAAGUGAAGAUCAUUAACUAAAAAAAUUUUUUGAGGUCAAUUCCAGCGGACAAGUCCUUCUUGAAAAACAAAAAAAAAAGUUAUUUGCUGUCAUUUUUAUUAUUGAUUUAUUCUACAAGUGAAUGAUGAUGAUCAAUUAAAUUUAAUAAUGGUUCUUAAUGC